Molecule: messenger RNA, 1553 nt
Organism: Ixodes scapularis (black-legged tick)
Lineage: Eukaryota; Metazoa; Arthropoda; Arachnida; Ixodida; Ixodidae
Product: medium-chain acyl-CoA ligase ACSF2, mitochondrial
Exons: 14
Coding region: 16-1500 (494 amino acids)
Biological process (GO): fatty acid metabolic process
Molecular function (GO): medium-chain fatty acid-CoA ligase activity
Source: RefSeq, a predicted model, not a curated record
UUUGCAGCGAGCUUGAUGUCCCUCAAUCUUCCUGUCGGGUCCAUGAUCGGCAUCAUGGCGCCGAACCUGUACGAAUGGGGGGUGGUCCAGUUUGCGGCCGCCAAGGCGGGACUCGUUCUGGUUAACAUCAGCACAGCCUACCAGGUUCCCGAACUUAAGCAUUGCCUGAACCAUACUGAGUGCGAGGCAGUCAUUCUGUCGGAAAAGUUUGCGAGGCAAGAUUACUAUCAGUCGCUGCUCGAGAUAGCGCCGGAAUUGGAGAGAGCUGCGCCGGGCGAACUCAAAAGCCCCAGACUGCCGUAUUUAAGGCACGUGAUUCUAAUCGGCGAUUCUCCAAAACCCGGCACAGUGACGUUCGACGACCUGAUGAAAUCAGCCACGAACGCAGAUCACGCCGCCAUGCAAUCCAUCUCUUCGAAGCUGCAGUUCGACGCAGCGGCGAACGUGCUCUUUACGUCCGGUACGACUGGGAAACCCAAGGCAGCCCUGUUGUCUCAUUUUAACAUAGUGAACAACGCCAACUUGGGCGGCCGUUGGCUUGGACUCCAUGAGCAAGACGAUUCGAUCUGCCUCAACGUACCCCUGGUCCACUGCUACGGCUGUGUGGGAGGUUCGCUGGCAGCAGCCCUGUUUGGGGCCACCCUUGUGAUGCCGGCCCCAAGCUUCAAAGCGAAGGCCGCUCUCGAGGCAAUCGCAGAGCAACGGUGCACGUUUAUCUAUGGAACGCCCACAAUGUACAUAGACAUGAUUAAGGAGCAACAAGAGGGGAAGUACGACGUUUCGUCUGUUCGGAAAGGUAUCAUGGGUGGAGAUUCAUGUCCCCUAGAAGUGGUGACUAACGCAAUGACAACGUUGAACAUGCAACAGUUCCAGACUCUCUAUGGUACCACGGAGAUGGGCCCGGCUAUAACCUGUACAGACAGUGCUGAAUCGACGGAGCAGUGGAUCGAAACAGUGGGAAAGCCACUCGAUCACACAGAGGUGAAGAUUGUCGAUUCGCAAGGCAGAAUCGUCCCCUUCAACCAGAGCGGGGAACUUUGCGCUCGAGGCUACGGUGUCUUCAAGGGCUACCUCAAGCAGGACGACAAGACAAGAGAGGUCGUGCGCGACAACUGGUAUCACACCGGGGACGAGGCCACGAUGAGCAAAGAUGGGCGGAUCACCAUCCGGGGCCGCAUCAAGGAUCUGAUUAUUCGAGGAGGAGAGAACAUCUACCCGCCGGAGAUCGAGAGUCUUCUCUACACACAUUCAGAUGUGCUGGAGGUGCAGGUUGUGGGAGUCCCAGACUCGAGACUGGGAGAGGAGAUCUGCGCCUGGAUUAUACUAAAACCUGGGAAAUCUCUAAGCGAGGAAGACGUCAAAGGCUUCUGCAAGGGCAAGAUCAGCUAUUUCAAGAUUCCGAGAUACGUGCUCUUUGCGGAAUCUUUCCCGAAGACGGUGUCCGGAAAGAUACAGAAGCACAAGUUGCGGGAUGAAAGCAAGAAGGUUUUGAAUCUCUAAAGAAGGAAUAUAAUUCAUAUUCCUUCGUAUAUUAUUAAACAUAUUAAAAAAAA